AUGGUAAGCCUUGAUACACAUACUGCACCUCAGGCCUGCGCGGCGUGCAAGAAACGCAAAGGCGCUCAUUCUUCAUUACCGAGUUUCCCGGCGGUAUUCUUUCUCGACCAUGAUAUGUUCCAAGCUUCCCGCAUGGAGCUUCCGCCCGCCGGGACUCUGCUACCUUCGUACGUUACAACUGAACUCGGGGACUCUACGCAGUCCCGCCAGAUUGCGUCCCAUUUCUUCAGCACCGUUCACCAUUGGAUGCCCAUUGUCUCAAAACGUCGAUUUCUCGAAUGUCACUUGAAUCCACUUACAGCGUACCGUGCUGAUGCAGCACUCCUCUGUCUAAGUAUGAAGUUAGUCUUGUGGACCCCGGUCACCGAUCGUUCUGAUCCACGAACGACGACCUAUCACGCCGCCAAGCGCCACCUACAUGAGCUAGACCUAACUGGAUGCCUGACACUUCUGACACUACAAGCUGCUAUUUUGAUCGCGGUUUAUGAGAUUGGCCAUGCGAUCUACCCUGCUGCCCACCUCUCGGUGACGGCAUGCGCCCAGUACGCCGCAACCCUAGGGCUUGGUUGGACGCAAGUGGAAAGGGGCGGGCGCAGCGCACCUUGGGUGGAAAUGGAGGAGCGCAGGCGCGUGUGGUGGGCUAUCGUUAUCUUGGAAAGGUAUCUCUCGUUGGGAUGGCAUGAGCGCCCCAUUCUUACCGACGGGCCGGCCAGCAACGAACUGCUGCCAUCGGACGAUGCCGCUUGGAAUGCUGAGAUUGAGGCGCCAAAUCACAGGAUGACUGCGAGUCCUGCGACCACCUCAACGGAUAUCAACAUGAGCCCCUUUGCUCGUCUCGCCCAGGCCGCCUAUCUGCUGGAUUGCGUGCAACGUCAUAUAAACGACCGCACGAUGACAGCAAAACAGAGAGACGAGGAAGCUUUCCAUCUGGACAAAGCCCUCCGUGCUUUGAUGACAUUCACAACGAGUGAAAUUGCCCGCAGGCAGAUGCGGCUAUGCUGCCAGAUGGCUCUGUGUCAUAGGUACAUGGUCUCUUGA
Messenger RNA from Penicillium bovifimosum, 1038 nucleotides. Its product is annotated as fungal specific transcription factor domain-containing protein. Gene Ontology annotation, cellular component: nucleus. Gene Ontology annotation, biological process: DNA-templated transcription. The record is from RefSeq and is a predicted model, not a curated record. Gene Ontology annotation, molecular function: DNA binding; zinc ion binding. The coding region runs from base 1 to 1038 and encodes 345 amino acids. The transcript is spliced from 4 exons. NCBI's taxonomy places the organism in Eukaryota, Fungi, Ascomycota, Eurotiomycetes, Eurotiales, Aspergillaceae.